AUGGCAUACGAAAAAGAAAAGUCUGAUAAAAUAAAUAUAAAAACAUAUAAAAAAGAUGAAAUUGUUAUAUAUGAAGAAGAUGACGUAUUUUCUAAUUCUACAUUAUCUGACGUUGAUAAUUCAUAUAUCUUUUGGAAAAAUGGUAUAGAAGAACGGGAUAUAUUUGAAUUAUGUAAUCAAUUCGAAUGUUCGGAAGAUGAAUGUGAAAAAAAUGAUAUAAAGGAAAAUUUGAAUGCAUCUAAAUCAUAUUCUAAUAUUGAAAUAAAUACAAUGCCAGUGGAAAUUAAUAAUAAAUUUGAAAGUAAUUUGUUAACUGAAAUUGAAAAGUAA
Plasmodium gallinaceum is the source of this 330-nucleotide messenger RNA. Its product is annotated as conserved Plasmodium protein, unknown function. The coding region runs from base 1 to 330 and encodes 109 amino acids. The record is from RefSeq and is a predicted model, not a curated record. NCBI's taxonomy places the organism in Eukaryota, Apicomplexa, Aconoidasida, Haemosporida, Plasmodiidae. The transcript is spliced from 2 exons.